Oncorhynchus keta (chum salmon) is the source of this 1431-nucleotide messenger RNA. Its product is annotated as dynein axonemal light chain 4. Lineage: Eukaryota; Metazoa; Chordata; Actinopteri; Salmoniformes; Salmonidae. Gene Ontology annotation, molecular function: dynein light intermediate chain binding; dynein intermediate chain binding. Gene Ontology annotation, cellular component: dynein complex. The record is from RefSeq and is a predicted model, not a curated record. The transcript has 3 exons. Gene Ontology annotation, biological process: microtubule-based process. The coding region runs from base 225 to 497 and encodes 90 amino acids.
AGAGAUCAGGGUAAGGUGUGAGAGAGAGAUCAGGGUAAGGUGUGAGAGAGAGAUCAGGGUAAGGUGUGAGAGAGAGAGAUCAGGGUAAGGUGUGAGAGAGAGAGAUCAGGGUAAGGUGUGAGAGAGAGAUCAGGGUAAGGUGUGAGAGAGAGAUCAGGGUAAGGUGUGAGAGAGAGAUCAGGGUAAGGUGUGAGAGAGAGAUCAGGGUAAGGUGUGAGUGUGUGAUGACAUGUUGUUUCCCUCCGCAGCACACAGACAUGCCAGAGGAGAUGAGAGUGGAGACCAUGGAGCUCUGUGUCACAGCCUGCGAGAAGUUCGCCACCAACAAUGAGAGUGCAGCGAAGAUGAUCAAGGAGUCAAUGGAUAAGAAGUUUGGCAGCUCGUGGCACGUGGUAAUCGGCGAGGGCUUUGGCUUCGAGGUGACACACGAGGUCAAGAACCUGCUCUACAUGUUCUUUGGAGGAAGCCUGGCCGUGUGUGUCUGGAAGUGCUCCUAGCAUCAACAACCAAAUUAGAUCUAUAGAUCUGUCUGUCCAUCUACACUAUAUAUACACACACAAAGGUAUAGUGGAUUUGGCUAUUUCAGCCACACCCGCUGACAGGUGUAUAAACUCGAGCACACAGCCAUGCAAUCUCUAUAGACAAGCAUUGGCAGUAGAAUGGCCUUACUGAAGAGCUCAGUGACUUUCAACGUGGCACCGUCAUAGGAUGCCACCUUUCCAACAAGUCAGUUCGUCAAAUUUCUGACCUGCAAGAGCUGGCCCGGUCAACUGUAAGUGCUGUUAUUGUGAAGUGGAAACGUCUAGGAGCAACAAUGGCUCAGCCGUGAAGUGGUAGGCCACACAAGCUCACAGAACAGGACCGCUGAUGCGCGUAGCAUGUAAAAAUGGUCUGUCCUCAGUUGCAACACUCAUUACUAUCUAUCUGUCCAUGGAUCAUCUCUCUCUCUGUCGGUUAGCUUUCUCUUUCUUAUUCUCUCCCGUCUGCAUUGAGUUACUGUAUCCUGUCCAAUUGGACUUGUUCUUAAAAUGCUGUGUGUGAAUUCACUUCGACACAAAUUAAAUGCAGCCAGGGUCUCCAAUACGUGUGUGUGUGUGUGUGUGUGUGUGUGUGUGUGUGUGUGUGUGUGUGUGUGUGUGUGUGUGUGUGUGUGUGUGUGUGUGUGUGUGUGUGUGUGUGUGUGUGUGUGUGUGUGACACUUCUCAUUCAUUCCAUUCAAUAUGUUUUAGUACUUUAUAAUUGUAAGUAUGUGUAAAUACUUUGAUGCCGAUUGGAUUAAAAAAUAUUUUUCUGUUUUUUACAGAUACAGUACAUACAACUGUUAUUGACAAACAAUUUGUUAGUAUUUGUAGCUGACAGGUUGAUACUGGCAAUUUUCUGUUUGAAAUUAACUGAUUGUGAAAUAAAACCUGAAUUGUACUGAGAAAUGUA